This is a messenger RNA of Arabis nemorensis, 576 nucleotides long. The record is from the annotation of a GenBank genome assembly. Lineage: Eukaryota; Viridiplantae; Streptophyta; Magnoliopsida; Brassicales; Brassicaceae.
AUGAAACUCAACGUCGUCGUUUUGCUCCUCCUCCUUCUAUUCACAACCACCACGUGUUGUCCGUCGUCUGACCGCCGUGCACUCCUAGCUUUCCGGUCAGCUCUUCACGAGCCAUACCUCGGCAUUUUCAACUCAUGGACCGGUCAAGACUGUUGCCACAACUGGUACGGUGUUAGCUGUGACUUGAUCACUCACCGAGUCGCCGCCUUAAACCUCCGCGGCGAGUCAGAAGACCCGAUCUUCGAACGAGCUCACCGAAUCGGUUUCAUGACCGGAUGCAUCUCUCCGGCGAUCUGCGACCUUCCUCGUCUCUCCGCAAUCACAAUCGCCGAUUGGAAAGGUAUCUCCGGCGAUAUCCCCAAAUGCAUCACUCGUCUUCCUUCCCUCAAUCUCCGUAACAACUUAAUCUCCGGUUUAAUCCCUCCGGAUUUCGGCCGGUUAACUAUGCUAAGCCGUGCAUUGUUAAGCGGUAACCGAAUCACCGGUCGGAUCCCUGAAUCACUAACCCGAAUCUACCGGUUAGCGGAUCUCGAUCUCUCCGGUAAGCAACUGUACGGUACAAUCCCACCGGUAUAA